Necator americanus (New World hookworm) is the source of this 1776-nucleotide messenger RNA. RefSeq lists its product as uncharacterized. The transcript is spliced from 13 exons. Bases 1 to 1776 code for a protein of 591 amino acids. Gene Ontology annotation, molecular function: potassium ion leak channel activity; outward rectifier potassium channel activity. The record is from RefSeq and is a predicted model, not a curated record. NCBI's taxonomy places the organism in Eukaryota, Metazoa, Nematoda, Chromadorea, Rhabditida, Ancylostomatidae. Gene Ontology annotation, cellular component: plasma membrane. Gene Ontology annotation, biological process: stabilization of membrane potential; potassium ion transmembrane transport.
AUGUUCUUCUAUUCACCAAAUGCUAGACCAUCCACAAGUGCAUUGCGUCGCCCUACACUUACUCAUGCGGCACAUUUAAAUAUUGGCCAUUUGGAUACUAGGCUAUCAUAUCAAAUUCCUGAAAUUCUAUCACGACAUCCUACACCUGAAACGCAAGAAUUAUUGAGGCACUUGCCUGAAGAGUUGCGAAUUGACGAUCAGCAUAACCUCACAUUGUCCCUACGACAUGACCUGCAUGCUCAAGAUUUACUGGAACUGUGCGCUUCUCCUGUUUCUUCGGUCUUUUCUACGAACGAAGCGCGUCGAACCAGUCGCGGAAAAAUCUUCUUGCGUCGACCAACUAUUUCCAUUCAAGAUGACGGCAAAAUUCUUAUAGAUCAUGUGACAGCGAGAUGGGAAGGUGUUCCGCUAAAUUCACAAUCAGCACUAAUUGAUGCCGAUGAUGGCGCGACAGUCAUCACCGACACUAUCAAGGAGGACGCCGAGCGACAGGAGCCGAAAAGUUGUCCACAGCAAACUGUCAAGUAUAUCAAAAUCCUCACACCCCAUGUGAUACUAGUCGCAGUACUUAUCGGGUACUUGUGUCUAGGAGCAUGGAUAUUGAUGCUCCUAGAAACUAGGACAGAACUUCUAGCUAGAUCGAGGAAACUUGUGCGUUUAACAAACAUGAUGUCCAAUUUUACGGCUGAUAGCUGGCGGAUACUAAACGAAGCCCAACAUGGAGGUCGUUUAGUGGACGAACAAGAUUGGGCGGCAGCAUUUCGGGAAUGGAUGUUAUCGGUAUCGGAAGUUGUUGACGACCGACGACCUAUUCGACGUGAAUUGAAUAGGCCUGACGAUCUAGCCAAUAUGCACAAUAAGUGGACGUUUCCGACAGCGUUACUGUAUGUGCUAACAGUGCUCACCACAUGUGGUUACGGCGAGGUAUCUGUUGACACCGAUGUCGGGAAAGUGUUUGCCGUGGUGUUUGCACUUGUUGGUAUUCCUCUUAUGUUCAUCACUGCUGCCGAUAUUGGCAAAUUCCUCUCAGAAACAUUGCUCAAGUUUGUUAGCAAUUGGAAUAGGAUGACGCGCAAAGUAAAGCAGUGGAUUUACCGUAGUCGGCACGGACGACGGAAGUCGAUGCAGUCGUCCAAUGGAAAUACGGACACGUUAGAUAUUCUCGGUGUGGACGGCACCGAGGAAAAACUCUGGUUUCCUAUAGGAGCUUAUGUUGCCUGCAUUUGUUUAUAUUGCUCUAUGGGAUCAGCCAUGUUUAUAAAUUGGGAACGCACCUGGUCUUUCAUUCAUGCCUUUCAUUUUGGUUUCAACUUAAUUGUAACCGUUGGAUUGGGAGACAUAGUUGUCAAAGACUAUAUUUUUCUUUCGCUCAUUGUCGCCUUUGUCAUCGUAGGUCUUUCCGUAGUAACUAUGUGCGUUGAUUUGGCCUCUACUCAUCUUAAAGCGUACUUUACGCGAAUUCACUACUUUGGUCGAGCGAAGAGGUUCUUGGGUAUGAGCGAAGAGUUGAAAGAAAUCGUCGCGUUGCUUGGAGCGAUGCGGCGGAAGAAAGGCGGAAAGGUCACCUGGAACGACGUCCGAGAUUUCCUCGAUAACGAACUGCGUGAUCGACCAUUUGAGCCUCAUGAGUUACUUAUGAAAUUACGGUUUAUAGACGAGACAUCUUCAGGCAUGUCCACAAUUCGACAUAAUUCCUUCCAAUCCGACUUCUUCCGUGAGUCAGAGUACAUACGUCGGGUGCAAGCGUUAAGACCGGAACAACCGGCUUACCUCUAA